AUGUCUGACCACAAUCUAAUGGAUCCCAAUAUAACCCGACACUUGAUGUACGACCAUCUAUACCGGCGCCGACGCACCUUCCGUCAGACAUACCGGUGCUAUUCGAUGGCCGUAUACACGGGCACUGAGCCCCGGGAGCACGUGGACAGGGGCGGUAAGAUAAUAAUGCCGGCGUCGGCGCUCCACAUCCUCACCGAACGGGAAGUGGUGUAUCCGAUGCUGUUUAAGAUGAGAAACGCGGCGAACCCGACCUCCCGGGCCACUCACGCCGGGGUACUGGAGUUCGUGGCCGAGGAGGGAGUGGUGCACACGCCCUACUGGCUCAUGAAGAACCUGUGCCUCAAUGAGGGCGAUGUGGUUGUCGUGGAGAACGUGGACCUACCGGUCGGUACAUUCGCCCGAUUCCAGCCCCAGAGCCCGGACUUCCUCGACAUCCACGACCCCAAAGCCGUCCUCGAGAACUCGUUGAGACACAUGGCGUGUCUGAGCGCCGGCGAUGUCGUGGCCAUCGAGUAUAACGACAAGACCUAUGAGUUGUGUGUUCUGGAGGUGAAGCCGGCGUCGGCCGUACGUAUCAUUGAGUGCGACCUGAGUGUGGAGUUCGCGGCGCCGGUAGGCUAUGAGGUGCCCAAGAAAGUGGCCGCCGAUGAGCUCGACAUCGGAUCGAUGGGUAAGUCGUUUGUGCCCUUUUCAGGAGUAGGCCAUCGAUUGGAUGAAAAGCCAAUGAUAUCUGAUAUUUCAGAUAUAAAUGAUGGCCAGAAAGUGGUGCCCACCCGAGGAAUACCUGAUUAUGAGUACCAAAUGGGAACCAUUACCUUCAAUAGAAAUCCCAAACCCAUUCAAUCGACUAAACCUCAGGUUAUCACUGGUUUCGUGGCAUUUCAAGGCGAGGGAAAGACUAUUAAAUGA
Oppiella nova is the source of this 909-nucleotide messenger RNA. Lineage: Eukaryota; Metazoa; Arthropoda; Arachnida; Sarcoptiformes; Oppiidae. The record is from the annotation of a GenBank genome assembly.